Molecule: messenger RNA, 1713 nt
Organism: Caenorhabditis remanei
Lineage: Eukaryota; Metazoa; Nematoda; Chromadorea; Rhabditida; Rhabditidae
Exons: 4
Coding region: 1-1713 (570 amino acids)
Biological process (GO): signal transduction; negative regulation of canonical Wnt signaling pathway; protein phosphorylation
Cellular component (GO): axon; cytoplasm; nucleus
Molecular function (GO): ATP binding; protein serine/threonine kinase activity
Source: RefSeq, a predicted model, not a curated record
AUGGCUCUUCUAGCAUCUGGAGCAUUCUCGAAUGUCUACGCUGGAGUUGCAAGAACGCAAUCGAAUCAUCAGUUGGAUAUUGCGAUCAAAAAGACAUGGCCACGUCACAAAGGAGCGCCGAUGGAAGUGAAAAUAUUAGGAAUUCUGGGAAAACUGAAGCAUAAAAAUGUGGUUCGACUACUGUACAGUUACCAGAAGGCUCACGAAGAUCGUAUCUGUCUUGGAUUGAUAUUCGAGUGUAUUCCAACGAAUCUCCAUCAAUUUAUGAAGGAAAACAAUCGAAAAAUCGAUUCGGUCGAGAUCAAAUUGAUCACGUGGCAACUGUUUCGUGGUCAAUCGCAUCUUCAGAAGGCGGGAAUUUGUCAUAGAGAUAUCAAGCCACAGAAUCUUCUGUAUGACACUAAGACGGGUCUUCUCAAGAUUUCAGAUUUCGGAUCUUCAUCGAUUCAGUCUUCGAGAAGUGCUCAGCCGAGUUACCACGUCACUCGAGACUACAGACCGCCCGAGUUGCUUUUUGGAUCGAAGCACUAUGGAAGUGAAAUUGACAUUUGGUCAUGCGGAUGUGUAUUCGGAGAACUCCUCAAAGGCGGAAUCUUCUUGGCUGGAAAGUCGGCGACGAAUCAAGAGGAGAUCGUAAUGGAUGCGAUCGGAAUUCCAACGAGAGAUGAUUUGAGUGCAAUGAAAGUGAGCAGUUCGAAAUAUAAGGAGAUCAUGGAGUCGUAUCGACCGGAUCACUCGAAAGUGACCGCCAAUUUCACGUAUCUCUAUCAGCAGACUCCAGUGAAUAUGAGGGAGAGAAAGAGUUCGGUUUUCAAUGAGAAAGUUGGUCUAGAAGAUAUGAAAGCGGCUACCGAGUUGAUACGACAGAUUCUGGUUUACAAGCCGGAGAAUCGUCUCUCCGGAUUGGAGCUUCUGAAGAGCACAUUCUUCUCAGAGAUAUUCGAACCCAAAAAACUGCGGUGGAAUCGAGAAAAAAGUUGCGUGACAUCACAAGAUUUGAGAGAUGUGGAGCAGGGCGAUCUGACGACAACCUACCGUAGCAGCCGCAGUCGCAGUGGCAGUCGCUCUCGAUCUCGAUCUUCGUCUCGUCGUCGUUCGAUUUCAAGAAAACCAGUGAAAGGAAGAAGACGUAAAAUUGGAAGCAAAUCGGUUCGUGCUCGCAGCUCCCGUACUCGUUCUCGAUCUCGAUCUUCGUCUCGUCGUCGUUCGAUUUCAAGAAAACCAGUGAAAGGAAGAAGACGUAAAAUUGGAAGCAAAUCGGUUCGUGCUCGCAGCUCCCGUACUCGUUCUCGAUCUCGAUCUUCGUCUCGUCGUCGUUCGAUUUCAAGAAAACCAGUGAAAGGAAGAAGACGUAAAAUUGGAAGCAAAUCGGUUCGUGCUCGCAGCUCCCGUACUCGUUCUCGAUCUCGAUCCGUUUCUACUGCCAGAGAACCAAGUCGUCGUCGCGUUCGUCGUGUUCGCUCUACAAAAGAGAAAUCUCGCAGCAGAAGUCGUUCAGUCUCAUCUCGUCGCUCAUCCAAGAGAAGCGUAUCAAGACGUUCUUCUCGCCGUGCCACUCCGAAACCAAAAGGAAAAUCUCGCCGGGCAGCUCGCGAGACUUCAAUCCGGAGUUCAAGCAGUCGCAGUAGCAGCCGUAGUCGCAGUGGAUCUCGCCGUAGAUACGGAAAUGUCAAAUCCACGAGAAGUCAUCGUAUGGGAUCUCAUUGUGGAUAA